Molecule: messenger RNA, 1824 nt
Organism: Microstroma glucosiphilum
Lineage: Eukaryota; Fungi; Basidiomycota; Exobasidiomycetes; Microstromatales; Microstromataceae
Product: DNA topoisomerase IV, alpha subunit
Exons: 4
Coding region: 257-1549 (430 amino acids)
Biological process (GO): reciprocal meiotic recombination; meiotic DNA double-strand break processing; meiotic DNA double-strand break formation
Cellular component (GO): nuclear chromosome
Molecular function (GO): DNA binding; DNA topoisomerase type II (double strand cut, ATP-hydrolyzing) activity; ATP binding
Source: RefSeq, a predicted model, not a curated record
UUCUCUCAGCACAGUCAGUACUCUCAAGGUAGGUGGAUCCAGCGUCGCGAAGCUGACUGCUCAGACCAAUGGACAUGGCAGACGCACAAGAGCUAAGGCGGCCAUCAGUCAACUAGCUCGAGACUUUCAUGACCAGCUUUUGGUCCUUGCCAAGCCGGAGAGCGAGAGCAGCCCAGACCCUGUGACACCAGCUACCGGUCUAUUCCGCACUUUAGCGAGAUUCCCCACGCCCUCUACACGGGAUGACGACGACGAGAUGCUCUCCCUGUCUUCAGAUGAAGAAGAAAUUGAUCGUACUGCCAUCAUUUCUCAAGACUCAGACGUCCAAAUCUCUUCUACCCCUGUUUCGAGCGAGCUCGCGCUCCCACCUUCCAAGCAGCAAGCGUUGCGAGAGAGCACGAGUCCAUCGCGGACGUUGGAUCGCUCUCAGCCUUGGGGUUCUUAUAUGCACAGUGCCAGACCAUCUCGCUCUUCACGGAAAUCUCCUGCUAUCAGUGCGACCAUCAGCUUAUCUCUCGUGGACGCCAACACCACAAGUAAUUCCCCAACAUCCUUGCGCUCAUCGACGUACACUUACCCAUGCAGAGCAGCGAGCACGGUCAAAUCGCUCAGCAUGAUGUUCCGGAUUCUUGAAGAAAUGCACUGCGCUCUGCAUGCCGGGAGAGUUGUGACCAAGAGAGACAUCUACUACCGCGCGCCUGCUCUCUUUGGCUCUCAGGCAGCAGUAGAUCGUCUGGUCGAUGAUAUUGCUAGUCAACUCGGUGUGCGGCGGUCGGCACUGGGCGUCACGGCUGCUUCAAAAGGCCUUAUAGCAGGGGCCGCAAGUAUCAGAUUGAUCGAUAGUGAUGCCACUUCGUCGGAGGCGACAGUCACGCUCAGUCAUCAGCACAAGACUCUGAUACCAAAUGUGGACGACAUCUCAGAGAUUGAUACAACAAGCUCGUGGCUGCUGGUCGUCGAGAAGGAGGCCGUUUUUCAGACUUUGGUGGAAGCUGGUAUCACAUCAGGGCGGACGCCCGGUCUUGGCCAUGGGAUUCUGGUCACUGGAAAAGGCUACCCUGACUUGAUCACCAGAGAGUUCCUUGCGAGAAUAUCACAGGAUUGUCCGCUUCUGAGUAUUUUAGUCCUAGUGGAUCAUGAUCCUUUUGGUCUGCAUAUCUUCGAACAAUACCUCAAAGCCAUGCCGCCAGACUCCAACAUCAGGCUUCUUGGUUUGCGUAGCAGGGAUCUGCAGCAUCUGCCAAGUUCAACGGAUCGAGAUCUCCUCCCUCUGACGCGAGCAGAUCGAGUACGAGCCGAGAAUACGCUAGCGCAAGAAUCAUUGAAUCAGACGAUCAGAGACGAGCUACAGUCCAUGCUAGCCAAGGGCUACAAAGCCGAGCUCGAGAUCCUCUCCAUUGCUCGAAGACGUCGCAGAUCAGAGGAGGCAUUGGAAGAGCAGCACAGCCAAUCUGGUGCAGCAAAUGUCGUGCGGAACGAGGAGAGGGAUGGGCUGGUGGAAUUUGUUGAGGAGAAGCUGCGAGUUGUGUUGGGAGGAUCGGCGGAGUGAUGGUUUGGGAUGUAGAGCUGGGAGUGUACAGUGUAUUUCGAUGAAGCUCCCUUCAUACAUGCUGUCCUGGCGCUUUGCUGCUGGUGCCUUUCCCACUGCAACUGAAGUACUCUGCUCUUACCAAUACUCAUCCUCCCCUCCUCCACCCCCUCCCUUGGAACCUUUGGCAGCCGAGGCCUGAGCCCUAUACAUAUCCGCAAUCUGCUCUGGCGAAGUCGAGUCCUCUGCAUCUUUAUCCUCCCUAAUCCUGAUAAAUCUCGGGAAACGUAGUGAGA